Messenger RNA from Solanum dulcamara, 816 nucleotides. RefSeq lists its product as uncharacterized. Bases 1 to 816 code for a protein of 271 amino acids. Lineage: Eukaryota; Viridiplantae; Streptophyta; Magnoliopsida; Solanales; Solanaceae. The record is from RefSeq and is a predicted model, not a curated record. The transcript has 3 exons.
AUGUGUAUCAUUUCGGAUAGGCAUGCAAGCAUUAUUAAGGCAACUUCAAAUGUCUAUGAUGAAAUACCUUAUUUCGCGUGUAUAUGGCACUUGUUGCAAAAUAUAAUGAAAAACUUCAGAAAGAGUCAGCAAAAGGUAACAGAAUUGUUCUACUCUAUGGCAAAAACAUACACCACGGUAGAGUUUAAUCAACAUAUGGAAAUUAUUGAGAAGAUAAACAAGAGGAUUAAAGACUACUUGCUGAACAUUGGAUACAACAAAUGGUCACGUGUUCAUGCUCAGGUAAAUAGGACUUGGAUGAUGACAUCAAACAUUGCAGAAUCAGUCAAUUCAAGAACAAGACAUGCCAAAGUUCUUACAGUCUUGCACCUCCUAGAAUUCAUGAGACAACUUGUUCAAAAAUGGAAUAACAAUAACAGGUCAAAAGCAAUAUUUUCAGGAUUUUACCUUGGGAAAAAGUAUAAAAAAAUUCUACAACGUAACAAAACUGCAUUGGAGAAAUUAAGAGUUAGGGAGACAAAUGAAUAUGUGUAUACAGUAUUUGAUGGUAUUACACGAUUCACGAGGGAAUUUAUUGUUGACAUACCAGUUUCACUUGAAUUUCCUCCAGAUGAAAGCACUUGGAAUAUACCAACACACGUUCUUGAAGAGGUUGUACUUCCACCACUUGGAAAGAGACCUCCUGGGAGGCCAAAAUAUAAAAGACACACGCAAUUGAGAGAAGAUGGAUUCAAAAAAUCAAAAAUAACAUGCAGCAAUUGUGGACAACAAAAUCAUAAUAGGAAGACUUGCAAGAAUGUUAGGCCUUUGAAUUAA